Closterium sp. Yama58-4 is the source of this 3879-nucleotide messenger RNA. The record is from the annotation of a GenBank genome assembly. NCBI's taxonomy places the organism in Eukaryota, Viridiplantae, Streptophyta, Zygnematophyceae, Desmidiales, Closteriaceae.
AUGUCACAGCUCUCACAAAGAUGUGAAAGGGGUGGAGAUGAUGUGAGAGCGAUGGAGAGGGGAGGAGAGGAGGGGCAGAGGAAGGAGGGAGAGGAGGAGGAGGAAGAUGAGGAGGAGGAAAAGGGGGCGAGGGAGUCGCAGGAGGGGAAGAAGGCGACGGAGGAGAGGGAGGAGAGGGAGGAGAGGGAGGAGAGGGAGGAAGGGGAGGGGAUGGAGGAGGGGUAUGUGACGAUGGUGUUGAUGCCAGUUCCUGGAACCACAGGGGCAUGGCAUGGAUGGCGAUGCAUGGAUGAAGGGAUGGAGCCACUUACAAGCGAGGCGGAGGAAGCGGUUGAGAACGGUAUGAGGGAGAGCAGACGUGGAGUCAACAAACUCGUCGUGACCGAUGCAGUCGUGGUUGUAGCUUCAGGAGCUGACGUGGCAGGAGUGUGUGACGUGGCAGCAGCAUGUGACGUGGCAGGCAGUGAUGCAAUGGCUAAUGUGGAGGAGGACUCGGUGCAUGUGAAAGGCAGUGACUGGCUGCCACCCUCAGUGCAUGUGGAGGAGGACUCAGUGCAUGUGGAGGAGGACUCAGUGCAUGUGGAGGAGGACUCAGUGCAUGUGGAGGAGGACUCAGUGCAUGUGGAGGAGGACUCAGUGCAUGUGGAGGAGGACUCAGUGCAUGUGAAAGAGGACUCAGUGCAUGUGAAAGAGGACUCAGUGCAUGUGAAAGAGGACUCAGUGCAUGUGAAAGAGGACUCAGUGCAUGUGAAAGAGGACUCAGUGCAUGUGAAAGAGGACUCAGUGCAUGUGAAAGAGGACUCAGUGCAUGUGAAAGAGGACUCAGUGCAUGUGAAAGAGGACUCAGUGCAUGUGAAAGAGGACUCAGUGCAUGUGAAAGAGGACUCAGUGCAUGUGAAAGAGGACUCAGUGCAUGUGAAAGAGGACUCAGUGCAUGUGAAAGAGGACUCAGUGCAUGUGAAAGAGGACUCAGUGCAUGUGAAAGAGGACUCAGUGCAUGUGAAAGAGGACUCAGUGCAUGUGAAAGAGGACUCAGUGCAUGUGAAAGAGGACUCAGUGCAUGUGAAAGAGGACUCAGUGCAUGUGAAAGAGGACUCAGUGCAUGUGAAAGAGGACUCAGUGCAUGUGAAAGAGGACUCAGUGCAUGUGAAAGAGGACUCAGUGCAUGUGAAAGAGGACUCAGUGCAUGUGAAAGAGGACUCAGUGCAUGUGAAAGAGGACUCAGUGCAUGUGAAAGAGGACUCAGUGCAUGUGAAAGAGGACUCAGUGCAUGUGAAAGAGGACUCAGUGCAUGUGAAAGAGGACUCAGUGCAUGUGAAAGAGGACUCAGUGCAUGUGAAAGAGGACUCAGUGCAUGUGAAAGAGGACUCAGUGCAUGUGAAAGAGGACUCAGUGCAUGUGAAAGAGGACUCAGUGCAUGUGAAAGAGGACUCAGUGCAUGUGAAAGAGGACUCAGUGCAUGUGAAAGAGGACUCAGUGCAUGUGAAAGAGGACUCAGUGCAUGUGAAAGAGGACUCAGUGCAUGUGAAAGAGGACUCAGUGCAUGUGAAAGAGGACUCAGUGCAUGUGAAAGAGGACUCAGUGCAUGUGAAAGAGGACUCAGUGCAUGUGAAAGAGGACUCAGUGCAUGUGAAAGAGGACUCAGUGCAUGUGAAAGAGGACUCAGUGCAUGUGAAAGAGGACUCAGUGCAUGUGAAAGAGGACUCAGUGCAUGUGAAAGAGGACUCAGUGCAUGUGAAAGAGGACUCAGUGCAUGUGAAAGAGGACUCAGUGCAUGUGAAAGAGGACUCAGUGCAUGUGAAAGAGGACUCAGUGCAUGUGAAAGAGGACUCAGUGCAUGUGAAAGAGGACUCAGUGCAUGUGAAAGAGGACUCAGUGCAUGUGAAAGAGGACUCAGUGCAUGUGAAAGAGGACUCAGUGCAUGUGAAAGAGGACUCAGUGCAUGUGAAAGAGGACUCAGUGCAUGUGAAAGAGGACUCAGUGCAUGUGAAAGAGGACUCAGUGCAUGUGAAAGAGGACUCAGUGCAUGUGAAAGAGGACUCAGUGCAUGUGAAAGAGGACUCAGUGCAUGUGAAAGAGGACUCAGUGCAUGUGAAAGAGGACUCAGUGCAUGUGAAAGAGGACUCAGUGCAUGUGAAAGAGGACUCAGUGCAUGUGAAAGAGGACUCAGUGCAUGUGAAAGAGGACUCAGUGCAUGUGAAAGAGGACUCAGUGCAUGUGAAAGAGGACUCAGUGCAUGUGAAAGAGGACUCAGUGCAUGUGAAAGAGGACUCAGUGCAUGUGAAAGAGGACUCAGUGCAUGUGAAAGAGGACUCAGUGCAUGUGAAAGAGGACUCAGUGCAUGUGAAAGAGGACUCAGUGCAUGUGAAAGAGGACUCAGUGCAUGUGAAAGAGGACUCAGUGCAUGUGAAAGAGGACUCAGUGCAUGUGAAAGAGGACUCAGUGCAUGUGAAAGAGGACUCAGUGCAUGUGAAAGAGGACUCAGUGCAUGUGAAAGAGGACUCAGUGCAUGUGAAAGAGGACUCAGUGCAUGUGAAAGAGGACUCAGUGCAUGUGAAAGAGGACUCAGUGCAUGUGAAAGAGGACUCAGUGCAUGUGAAAGAGGACUCAGUGCAUGUGAAAGAGGACUCAGUGCAUGUGAAAGAGGACUCAGUGCAUGUGAAAGAGGACUCAGUGCAUGUGAAAGAGGACUCAGUGCAUGUGAAAGAGGACUCAGUGCAUGUGAAAGAGGACUCAGUGCAUGUGAAAGAGGACUCAGUGCAUGUGAAAGAGGACUCAGUGCAUGUGAAAGAGGACUCAGUGCAUGUGAAAGAGGACUCAGUGCAUGUGAAAGAGGACUCAGUGCAUGUGAAAGAGGACUCAGUGCAUGUGAAAGAGGACUCAGUGCAUGUGAAAGAGGACUCAGUGCAUGUGAAAGAGGACUCAGUGCAUGUGAAAGAGGACUCAGUGCAUGUGAAAGAGGACUCAGUGCAUGUGAAAGAGGACUCAGUGCAUGUGAAAGAGGACUCAGUGCAUGUGAAAGAGGACUCAGUGCAUGUGAAAGAGGACUCAGUGCAUGUGAAAGAGGACUCAGUGCAUGUGAAAGAGGACUCAGUGCAUGUGAAAGAGGACUCAGUGCAUGUGAAAGAGGACUCAGUGCAUGUGAAAGAGGACUCAGUGCAUGUGAAAGAGGACUCAGUGCAUGUGAAAGAGGACUCAGUGCAUGUGAAAGAGGACUCAGUGCAUGUGAAAGAGGACUCAGUGCAUGUGAAAGAGGACUCAGUGCAUGUGAAAGAGGACUCAGUGCAUGUGAAAGAGGACUCAGUGCAUGUGAAAGAGGACUCAGUGCAUGUGAAAGAGGACUCAGUGCAUGUGAAAGAGGACUCAGUGCAUGUGAAAGAGGACUCAGUGCAUGUGAAAGAGGACUCAGUGCAUGUGAAAGAGGACUCAGUGCAUGUGAAAGAGGACUCAGUGCAUGUGAAAGAGGACUCAGUGCAUGUGAAAGAGGACUCAGUGCAUGUGAAAGAGGACUCAGUGCAUGUGAAAGAGGACUCAGUGCAUGUGAAAGAGGACUCAGUGCAUGUGAAAGAGGACUCAGUGCAUGUGAAAGAGGACUCAGUGCAUGUGAAAGAGGACUCAGUGCAUGUGAAAGAGGACUCAGUGCAUGUGAAAGAGGACUCAGUGCAUGUGAAAGCUGACCUGAAAAGGAGGGGAGGAGAGCAAGUGGGGAGCACAAGGCCAUGGGUGAGUGAAUCUCCAGGAGCUAAGACUGCGCCUGACGUGGCUAGUGGCUUGCCUGACGAGGCCAGUGGCUGGCCUGACGUGGCCAGUGGCUGGCCUGACGUGGCUAGUGGCAUGCGUGACAUGGAAUCUUCGGGAUUAGAGAGUGGUGAUGAGUGA